AAUGGAAGGGAAUCAGGCUGAAGAUAUUGUCGAAGUAUUACCCGGGGGCGAUCGAUAUGCAGCUCCAGCAACUCGAUCAGAGAAAUAUAGAAUCAUACUAGAAAGGAUAUUCGAUCAUUUAGCUUUCAGAGUGGCAAUAAUUAUCCUCAUUCUCAUAGAUUUUAUUGUCAUCAUAAUUGAUUUGACAAAAAAUUCAUUACAUCUUCAUCCUGCCGAUAUUAUAUCUAUGGUAAUAUCUUCAAUAUUUGUGAUUGAGUUAAUUCUUAGAAUCUAUAUAAAAAGCAUAUUAGUUGUUUCGUAUACUAAUGUUGUUUCUUACUUUAGGAUUGUUAUGAUCCUUCGAGUUGUUAGAGGCCUUAGGAUUUUGUCAAUUAUAAGAUUCUAUAUAGAAAAGAGGGAAACGGUCAAUUCGGCAAGACUUGCUGUGUCUCAAAAUAAGAGGCGUUUUGUGGAGGAUGAGAGGUUAAUAGCAAUGUCUUUUCCGUCAACUGGUGUUACUGCUUUGUAUAGGAAUGAUAUUGAGGAUGUUUCAAAAUUCUUUAAGCAAAAGCACGAUGGGCAUUUUAAGAUAUACAAUCUAUGCAGCGAAAAGGGUUACGAUGAAUCGAAAUUCGAUAAUAGAGUAGAACGUAUUUUUAUAGAUGACCAUAACGUUCCAAAAUUAGCCGAGGCUGUUAAAUUUGUGAAAGACGUUGACGACUGGAUGAAAGCUGAUGAAGAAAACGUAUUAGCUGUGCACUGUCGAGGAGGCAAAGGUCGAACUGGUACAAUGGUUUGUAUAUGGUUGAUAGCCAGUGGAGAGUAUGACGAUGCCGAAGAAGCUCUAAACUGGUUUGGUGAGAGAAGAACAGAUAGAACUGUUGGCUCAAAAUUUCAAGGAGUAGAAACCCCAUCCCAAUCACGUUAUGUUGGAUACUAUGCUACCAUGAAAAAAUUAUUUAAUUCCCAAUUACCAAAUCAUAAACAAUUAAUACUUGAUAAGAUAAUUAUAAAGAAUAUAUAUACUUUUGGUCAAAUGGACGGUACUGACCUUUCGGGAAAGAUUUAUACGAAUAAUUAUAUAUUUGAAUUUAAUCCAUCGGUGGAGAGUAAUUGUAAAAGUCGGCUAUCGGAAGAUAGGAAAGAUUAUUGCAUUGAAAUAGGCGAAGAUUGUCCUAUUUUAGAGGACGAUGUAAAAUUUAUGUUUUUUUCUUCCAGUGAAAAAGUCCCGAAAGGUUACGAUGAUUGUGCUUUUUAUUUUUGGUUGAAUACCUCGUUUGUUGACGAGACAAGCGUAACGACUUUGAAUAAAGACGUGCUGGAUAAUCCUCAUAAAGAUAUUAAACACAAAGUAUUCGGUUCUGACUUUGCUGUUCAAAUAUGCUUUAAACGGCGACCGAAAACAGAACAAAGCUUCAUUCAUUCAGCAAAUAAAGAACCAACUGCAGAAGAUCAUAUACAAAUAACACAAGAAAUUUAG
Dimorphilus gyrociliatus is the source of this 1459-nucleotide messenger RNA. Lineage: Eukaryota; Metazoa; Annelida; Polychaeta; Dinophilidae. The record is from the annotation of a GenBank genome assembly.